CUGAAAAUUAUUAACUUUCUUCCAGCGAACUCAACCGCGUCAUGCAUACACCGUCUACAAUCGUCAGGCUCAGCUCAUUUUGUCUAUCACUUGGGUUUGGUCGUUUUCUGUGUACUUUGCCUUGCAGUUACUGCUUUCUCCUACAGUAUUCUUCUCAGAGUUGUCUCUGGCGUUGUGAAAGCUGAAAUGAAACAGACAGCUGAACUGGAAACUCUCAAGGAACGAAUCGAUGACGGUGAACGACGUCUAGAUGACAAGCACGUCUUGAGGCGGCACAAAUACGUCGUCGUCAUUGGCACUGUAAUCGGUGUCUAUUCGGCUUAUCUCACCGCCUAUGCCACCAUACAAGUGCUACAGCUUGUCAAUAUCAGCGAAAAUUCCAGUCGAUUCCGCCGGCGGGAAACGGUUUAUUUGAAGUAUAUUUGCUACUUGUGUAUUUCACUUCAUUCCCUUCUUCAACCACUCUGUUAUCUACGCAUGAGAGAAUUUCGGCAGUCAAUAAGAAGGGCGUUGUGUGGUCGAUCGAAUCACGAGCCAGUCACAAACGAGCACUACUACACGACGAAUUCUGCGAAAGAAACGGUCAUUCCAAAGCAGUUCGUCUGA
Molecule: messenger RNA, 606 nt
Organism: Cooperia oncophora
Lineage: Eukaryota; Metazoa; Nematoda; Chromadorea; Rhabditida; Trichostrongylidae
Source: the annotation of a GenBank genome assembly